UUCAGUGGAGUUGGGAAGAGGAUGCAGAUUCAGGCUUAUCUGGGUGCAGCAGGUAAGAUAGCUUAGUUACUUAUAGAUGGUUUGAAUCAUGAGGGAUUAAGAAAAUGGUGAUGAUUUUGUUGCCUGCUGUGCUGUUGGUGGGUCCAUAUAUAUCCCUUUUGCAUUUCUUUAUUGAUUCAUUAUACAGAAGGCGUGCCUGGGUUGCCCACUUCUACAGAAAGAUUCUUUAACAAAGGAGAUAAAAGUUCUGUAUUCUUUUUUAUUUUUCUUCUCCAUUCGUGUCCACCAUACGCGUCAACAUUUUCUUUAUUUCGAGUUCAAUGUUUUAUAUUUAGCCUUUUUCAUUCAAAUUUGAAUCUUUCCGAUCAUGCAGCUCAAUUCUGCUCGAGACCCAGAAAAGCGCCAUUACUACUACCGCCAACUUCCGGAUUCAGAAAGAAGAAAUGAAGAAUCGCUGCCCAUGGAGGCUAAUAGGAAGGCUGGUUUCAAUAGAUAUGCUCUUGCAGCGGCCAUUUUGGCCUCCACAAAUUCUAUUCUGUUGGGUUAUGAUAUUGGUGUGAUGAGUGGCGCAGUGCUUUACAUCAGGGAUAACCUCAAGAUCACAUCAAUUCAAGUUGAGAUCUUGGUGGGUUCCCUGAAUGUAUGUUCAUUGAUAGGUUCACUUGCCGCCGGUAAGACUUCUGAUUGUAUAGGGCGGCGUUACACCAUUGUUCUGGCAGCCACCACAUUUCUGAUAGGCGCUCUGCUAAUGGGAUUUGCAUCUUCUUUCUCAUUACUUAUGGCUGGAAGAUUAGUGGCGGGCUUUGGAGUCGGCUACUCUCUGAUGAUAGCUCCAGUUUACACGGCGGAGAUCUCUCCUUCCACCUCUCGAGGUUUCCUCUCUUCCCUCCCGGAAGUCUUCAUUAACAUCGGAAUCCUACUGGGUUACAUCUCCAACUAUGCUUUCUCAAAUCUUCCGGAAAAUAUAAACUGGAGAUUCAUGCUGGGACUUGCAGCAUUGCCUGCAAUUGCUGUUGCAUUGGGUGUCAUGGUGAUGCCAGAGUCCCCCAGGUGGCUUAUCAUGAAAGGCCGGUUUGCCGAAGCAAAACAGGCCUUGAUAAAAACUUCGAACUCUGAAGAGGAAGCUGAAUUCAGACUAACUGAAAUGACAAAAUCUGCUGAACCUUCAUCUUGUUCAAACAAUUGGCGAGGCCAAGGUGUUUGGAAAGAGUUAUUGUUAAGGCCUUCUCGACCCCUUCGCAGAAUUCUCAUUGCCGCCAUUGGUGUUAACUUCUUCAUGCAAGCUUCAGGAAACGACGCCGUUGUUUAUUACAGCCCUGAAGUUUUCAGGGAAGCUGGAAUCAGCGGCAAAAAACAGCUUGUUGGUGUAACAGUUAUAAUGGGAAUUGCAAAAACAUCCUGUGUUCUUCUUUCGGCUCUUUGCUUGGAUAGAUUGGGUAGGCGGCCUUUGUUAUUGUUGGGCUCUAGUGGGAUGGCUCUUUCAUUAGCUUUACUGGGCGUUGGCUCCAAGUGUCUUGAGCAGUCAAAUGGUAAUCCUGAGUGGGCUGUUGCAUUGUGUGUGGUGGCUGUUUGUGCUGAUGUUUCUUUCUUCUCAAUUGGGCUUGGGCCCGUUACAUGGGUCUACUCAUCGGAGAUCUUUCCGACAAGGUUUCGGGCCCAAGGUUCGAGUCUAGCAAUCUCGGUUAACCGGUUGGUGAGUGGGACAGUGGCCAUGACAUUUCUAAGCAUUUCAAGGGGGAUAACAUUUGGAGGAAUGUUUUUUGGCCUUGCAGGGAUAAUGGCAGUGGGUACAAUUUUCUUUUAUUUCUUUCUACCUGAAACCAAAGGUAAGAGCUUGGAAGAGAUUAGGGUUCUCUUUGAAGACAACACCAACUGAAAUCGAAGUGGGUCUUAGAAAAGGCAUUUUCAUUCGAUUUGGAAGUUCAAAGUGGAAAAAUUCCGGCUAUGGCCCAGAUGGGUUGUUAGAACUUAUUUUCUUUUUUCGGAUACAUGAAAAUUUUACCCUUUGAAUUUAUUUCCUGAUGUUCCCUCUA
Messenger RNA from Mangifera indica (mango), 2033 nucleotides. RefSeq names its product polyol transporter 5-like. Gene Ontology annotation, cellular component: membrane. Gene Ontology annotation, biological process: transmembrane transport. The coding region runs from base 368 to 1876 and encodes 502 amino acids. Gene Ontology annotation, molecular function: carbohydrate transmembrane transporter activity. NCBI's taxonomy places the organism in Eukaryota, Viridiplantae, Streptophyta, Magnoliopsida, Sapindales, Anacardiaceae. The record is from RefSeq and is a predicted model, not a curated record. The transcript is spliced from 2 exons.